Caenorhabditis angaria is the source of this 532-nucleotide messenger RNA. The record is from the annotation of a GenBank genome assembly. Lineage: Eukaryota; Metazoa; Nematoda; Chromadorea; Rhabditida; Rhabditidae.
AUGUCUCGAAACGGUAUCAUCUUGAGAAACAGCAGAAGCAGCAACAAAGUAGCAGCAAUUGCUAUUAUUCUCUUCAUCAUCGCCACGGAAAUAUCAGCCUUUGAUUACAGUGGUUAGUUUUUAAAUAAUUAUUUUAAAAAUUACUCCAUUAAAAUACCCCUCUCUAGAAACAAAUUAUUUUUUAUUUUUGCAACGAGAAAAAACUAAUUGCAACAUUUCUCCUUACAACAUUUCAAGAAAUCAAAUUAAUUAAAAAUAAUUUAUUUAUGAGUUGAUGUUUUGAUUCUUUUCAGAUUACUCACUUCAAAGAAUUGCUCGAGCUCCACAACAACCAUCAGCUCUUCUAGUUCCAUAUCCAAGAGUUGGCAAGAGAAGUUCGGAUAGGUAAGGCUCUCUCAAUGUUUUUUUCUCAAAAAAUAUCUGAUUAAUUUUUCUUUCCAGUGACGACAUUUUCGAUACAAUUCAAAAACGAUUGUACACUGCACGAGUUGGCAAACGCGCAUACCUCUAUGCUCCAAGAAUCGGAAAAUGA